UACAAACUGAAACAGGAAUCAUGAAGGGAGCAAGGACUACAUCGAUCUCUAUUUGCUGUAUGCUCAUCCUUUUGCUAGAGAACUCUCAAGCCGAGACUAAGUGGCAAAACAAAACAAGAACUCCGGCGAUUAUCGUUUUCGGUGACUCAAUAGUCGACCCGGGCAACAACAAUGCGAUCGUCACUAUGGUCAAGUGCAACUUCGCGCCGUACGGGAAGGACUUCCCCAGGGGUCAAGCCACCGGCAGGUUCAGCAAUGGCAAGAUCCCCUCAGACAUCAUGGCUUCUAAUCUAGGAAUCAAGCAAUACGUGCCGGCGUAUCUCGGAACUGAGCUCAGCGCGUUCGAUAUCCUCACCGGCGUAAGCUUCGCCUCCGGUGGCUCGGGAUACGACCCCCUCACCAGUGAACUAGUGCAAGCCAUAUCGAUGACUCAGCAACUGAAUUUGUUCAAGGAGUACAAGCAAAAGCUGAAAGAGAUUGCAGGAGAGAAAAGGGCAAAUGCCAUAAUCUCCAAGAGCCUCUACUCUGUGAUCACGGGGACUGAUGACCUAGCCAACACAUAUUUUUCAACCCCUGUUCGAAGCGUAGAGUAUGAUCUACCUUCCUAUAUCAAAUUUGUGGUGCAAUGUGCUUCGAGUUUCUUGCAGGAACUUUACCACUUGGGGGCUCGAAAGGUGGCCGUUACCGGAGUUUCUCCGAUUGGAUGUCUACCGUCACAAAGGAGCUUAGCCGGAGGAAUCGAAAGAGAAUGCGUCACUCGCUACAACGAAGCUGUCCUCAUGUUCAACUCUGUUCUAGCAAAAGAGAUCCAGAGGCUGAAUUAUACUCUGCCGGGAUCAGAGUUUCUUUUCGUCGAUAUGUAUGACAUUUUUCUCGAUAUGAUACAGCACCCAAAUGCUUACGGAUUCGAAGAGGUAGCGAAGGGAUGCUGUGGCACAGGGAUCUUUGAGGUCACGAAGACUUGCAACAGAUUCACAGCGGGAGUCUGUGAAGAUGUUUCAAAGUACCUAUUCUGGGAUGUCUAUCAUCCAACAGAAAGAGGCUACAAGAUCAUGAUACAAAAACUUCAAACAAAGUAUAGUCCAUUCUUUAACUGAAAGCCAGUGAUUAGUCAUGCAUGGACACAAUUAUACAAAUGUAUCAUCUUUACUACAAAAAUAUUAUGAUGGCAAUCUUCUCUGUCUCUCCCUCCCCCUCUCUCCAUGAUUUUGUUGGAUGCUCUGAGAUGAUUUAAAAUCCAGGUAACUUUUAAUGAA
Zingiber officinale is the source of this 1256-nucleotide messenger RNA. Its product is annotated as GDSL esterase/lipase EXL3-like. Gene Ontology annotation, molecular function: hydrolase activity, acting on ester bonds. Bases 21 to 1097 code for a protein of 358 amino acids. The transcript is spliced from 5 exons. Lineage: Eukaryota; Viridiplantae; Streptophyta; Magnoliopsida; Zingiberales; Zingiberaceae. The record is from RefSeq and is a predicted model, not a curated record.